UAAAUAUUUAUACGUUAAAAUAUACUCUAAAUUGGAGCCUACUUGUCAGAUUGAUCUAUCUUGUCGUGUGGUGAAACUCACAAUCAUAAAGCCUACUAAUCUCCUUUAUUUCCUGGUAAGUGGUAAACCGGAGUAUAUACUAAACAUAUGAGACUAAAGUAUCGGUUAAUAUAGCUGGUAACUCAGGGAACCAAGUUUACAAAAAAAGAAUAAAAACUCGGGGAACCAGGGACUCUAUAUAAAUAAUUAAAUAUAGUUUAACGGUUUAACGGUUCAAGAAAAAAAGUUUAACGGUUUAGAUUUUAUUGGUUUUCAAAUUUUAGAAGAUUGGUGUCCAACUAUCCAUAUUAAAAACGGGUAUACCCGGUUUAUCUAGCAGCUAUCGUGUUUGCCUACAAGGCUUUUAGCAUUCACUGCAUGUCUGGACCAGAGUGGUUUCUUCGAGUAUGUCUGUGUGCGUAUACACAGAUACACGUACAUGCAAUUACAUACACACAUGUGUAGUAUAUAUACACACAUCUAGAUGCAAAGAAAAAACAUCACCAUCUUCUGAUCAAUUAUCUUUUGCUACUCGAAAUAGACCCAAAGAAAAAAUGUACUGUCUCCAAGUUGCAGCUUAUCACUUGUUCUUCAACGCAUCCCGGUUGUGUUAUCUUCUCGCUUUGCUUAUCUUUGUUUUUCUCAGAUUAUUUUAUAUUUUCCAUGAUAUAUCAGUUGUUAAUCACGUCGGCGACUCCGGAACGGCGGCGUUUCGGGCUAUUACUGAUACAAAACAAGUUCAUGGAGAGUUGAAUGUAACUUUCUCUGGUGUUUUCUUAGGAUCUCUAAUCCAAGAUAUUGCUACUAAUGUUUAAUGUUUUCUAGCUAAUGUUUUUUCGAGGACAUGUUUUCUCGUUAUGUAUUAUUCAUGCACUUGCAUAUAUGUUUAACGAUGAAUUCCUAGUCUUGAUCUCUAUAGUUCA
Molecule: messenger RNA, 962 nt
Organism: Brassica napus (rape)
Lineage: Eukaryota; Viridiplantae; Streptophyta; Magnoliopsida; Brassicales; Brassicaceae
Exons: 1
Coding region: 447-854 (135 amino acids)
Source: RefSeq, a predicted model, not a curated record